Mobula hypostoma (lesser devil ray) is the source of this 2702-nucleotide messenger RNA. RefSeq names its product ubiquitin-like modifier activating enzyme 3 (gene uba3). NCBI's taxonomy places the organism in Eukaryota, Metazoa, Chordata, Chondrichthyes, Myliobatiformes, Myliobatidae. The record is from RefSeq and is a predicted model, not a curated record. Gene Ontology annotation, biological process: protein neddylation. The transcript has 18 exons. Gene Ontology annotation, cellular component: cytoplasm; nucleus. The coding region runs from base 69 to 1433 and encodes 454 amino acids. Gene Ontology annotation, molecular function: NEDD8 activating enzyme activity.
GGCGGAUGUAGCGGAGCCGGAGAAGAAAAGAAGGAAAGUAGAAGAGCACACUGACAAGUUAGUGUUGAAUGAAUGUAGCAGCCCUGGUUUCUGCUUGUGUGAGAAUGGCUGUUGAUGGUGGGUAUGGGGACACUGGAGACUGGGAAGGUCGCUGGAAUCAUGUGAAGAAGUUCCUUGAGCGUGCAGGCCCGUUCACACAUCCUGACUUUGAACCAAGUACUGAAUCACUCCAGUUUCUGCUAGAGACCUGCAAAGUCCUUGUUAUUGGUGCAGGUGGUUUGGGAUGUGAGCUCCUUAAAAAUCUGGGUCUAAUGGGCUUCAGACAAAUUGAUGUCAUUGAUAUGGACACAAUAGAUGUUUCUAAUCUGAACAGACAGUUUUUAUUUAGACCAAAAGACGUAGGAAGGCCAAAAGCUGAAGUCGCUGCUGAAUUCAUUAAUGGUCGAAUACCUGGUUGUAAUGUGGUUCCCCAUUUUAAAAGGAUACAAGACUUCAAUGAAACAUUUUACAGGCAAUUUCACAUUAUUAUUAGUGGAUUAGAUUCUAUCAUUGCACGGCGAUGGAUCAAUGGAAUGUUGAUAUCCCUGCUGAACUUUGAAGACGGAACUCUAGACCCAAGCUCCAUUAUUCCACUGAUUGAUGGUGGGACUGAAGGAUUUAAGGGUAAUGCACGUGUGAUACUUCCAGGAAUGACAGCAUGUAUAGAAUGUACAUUGGAAUUAUACCCUCCUCAGAUAAACUUUCCUAUGUGUACUAUUGCUUCAAUGCCUAGACUUCCAGAGCAUUGUAUUGAAUAUGUUAGAGUCCUACAAUGGCCCAAAGAAAACCCUUUUGGAGAGGGCAUAGUAUUAGAUGGUGAUGAUCCAGAACAUAUUCAGUGGGUUUUCCUGAAAUCACUUGAAAGAGCUGCUCAGUUCAACAUUACAGGUGUCACAUACAGACUUACACAAGGUGUUGUCAAGAGAAUUAUCCCUGCAGUAGCAUCAACAAAUGCUGUAAUUGCAGCUGUAUGUGCGACGGAAGUCUUCAAAAUUGCUUCAAGUGCAUAUAUUCCUCUGAAUAACUACUUGGUCUUCAAUGACGUUGAUGGGCUUUACACAUACACAUUUGAAGCAGAGCGGAAGGAAAAUUGUCCAGCCUGCAGCCAGGUUCCUCAGGAUUUACAGUUUUCGCCAUCUGCAAAACUUCAAGAACUGCUUGAUUACUUAACUCAAAAUGCUUCAUUGCAAAUGAAGUCCCCAGCUAUUACUGCAACUUUGGAUGGAAAAAAUAAAACACUUUAUUUACAGACAGUAUCAUCAAUUGAAGAAAGAACACGACCAAAUCUAUCAAAAACACUAAAAGAGCUUGGCCUUACGAAUGGACAAGAGCUGGCAGUGGCUGAUGUAACCACACCCCAAACAGUGCUGUUCAAACUCCAUUUUACACCUUGACUUUUUUUUUGCAAACUUUGAAUAGUUCAAUUGUACAGAAGUUCAUUUUGGAAAGUUAUUUGUUUUUCUUCAGUGUACCUUGUCAUUCUGGAAUGGACUUGGAUUUGAGUUUGAAUAUAUUCACUAGUAUCACAUCAGACCCAUAAAUGAAAGUUUAAUUUGUGUAUAGUUUAAAUGUGACAAAAUAUGAAUUGUCAAUUUAAAGUUAUUGUAAUGACAUUGAGUGUAGAGACUGACUCUUGUUCUUUUUCACUUCACAUAGAAUAGCCCCAAAGUAUUGUUUCAAUUUUAUAUUAAGAAAAUGAGGGAUAAAUUUUGUUUAAAAAUGUGUACAGCUUUUUGUCAAUUUUUCAGAAUUUCUUUUUUGUAGUUUAGGUUUUGUACAUAUUUAUUGACAUGGGGUGUUAAUCAAAGUACUCAGUAAGCCACUUAAACGUUGUCCCUAAUUAAUUAUUUUAAAGUAAUAUCUAAUUGGCCUACGAAUAAACAUGAAGUUCAGGAUAAAGUCAUAGGCCAAUUAAGUUCCACUUUUGGUUUCUAUGUGCUUUUAAAAGAUGUUCGAUAAUUGAUGGAUUGUGGCUUUAGUAAAAUUCCAAACCAUAAGCUGUUAAAACAAAUGUUUUUAAAGUUUAAAAAAUGUAAAUUAUCUUUCAUCCUGCUACACUCAAAGUUUGUGAAUUUCUCUAAUAAAGUAAAUACUCUUAGGGUUGUAAACUAGAGUCUGCAUUAAAUGUGUAAAUUCUGAAAGAUACCUAAAAUAUUCUCAUUUGUAAUAUGUUUGAACAAUGCUUUAAAAAGAUGAGAUGGGUUUAUUCAUCAUGAAGCUCUGGUGUAUCCAAAGUCUUUGAGACAUUUUUCACAUAGCAGCAAGUCUGAAAUACUGGUGGGUAGGAUAUAAUAGUGUGAUAUUUUUGCUGAGUUUGUGGUUCUUUGAGUGUGGACUCAAACUAAUAAAAUAGAUUGAACUGUUAAAAAACGUACUGGUGCACAGGCAUGUGGAGCCAAGAUGCAUGACAGAAGGAGGAAGCUGAACAUUGCAAGUGACCGCCUGGCUCAUAGAAAUAAAGAAAGGGUACAGCAUAGAAUGAAACAUAAAAGAUUUUUUAAAUGACAUCUGUUGAGACCUGAAUGAGAGUGUUGUGCUGAAUGUUGGACACCUCUUGUAGUAAAAUUUUUUAAAGUUCCAACUUGAAAAUAUUUAUUGUAAUUGUAUAUAAGUUGGGCAGUGGUGAAUAUCAAGUUGUGACACUGGAAAGCAUCUUAUUAAAA